Molecule: messenger RNA, 1794 nt
Organism: Arctia plantaginis
Lineage: Eukaryota; Metazoa; Arthropoda; Insecta; Lepidoptera; Erebidae
Source: the annotation of a GenBank genome assembly
AUGUCAAAACGUCAAGCCGAAACCGAUUUAAAUCACGACAAUUGGGAUGAUGAAGAUCCUGUUGAAAAUUCAAACGAUCAAUGUGAUAAUGAAAAUGGGAGCGGAUUUAAAAUGGCAUCGAAGAAUAUUCUUGAAAAACGUGUAAUCAGAACUGCUAAAAGACGUUCGCAGGCAACCGGGGACGAGCCUAAAAAGAGUGUCUUUGGAGGCUUUGGUGGAUUUAUGAAGACGCCGCCAGCAUCCUUUGACUUUUUGUCAAAACUAACUAAUAGUAACAAUGACAACAGUAGUUCAACUACCAAAAUGGACUCACCUGUAACAUCUAGUUUAUUCACAAGUAAAAAACCUGCAACAAGUCCAAAUGCUGGUUUAUUUUCUCUUCAGACAAGCUCUAAUACACCAUCAACAUCACCAUUUGCAUCACCUUCUACUCAAAUUAAAACUAGUAACAUAUUUGGAGUUUCUUCUACAAAUACUAACCCAGCUACCAAUAUGUUUAUUACUUCCAAAGCUGAUUCAACAGUUGUGGACUCACCUUUCAAAAUGCAGACUGUUACGAGUUCUACAGACAUGACAGAUUUCUCAAAGUCAACAGCAACAACAACUCUAGCUUCUACUACUAAACUGGACAUACCUACCAGUAGUAGUAAUGCUAAGUCAUUAUUUUCCAGCAAUUCAAAUUCAUCACCAUUUAAAAUUCAAACAAACACAGUACAAAACGAGUUUGAAAUGAAAACUAAAUCACAAACAAAUUCAACUGGAACAGAAAAGAAAUCUGGUGAUAGUCAGAAUGAUUCUGAAAUGAAAUAUUAUUCCAAACUGAAAGGUCUUAAUGAAUCCGUAUUUGAUUGGAUAAAGAAACAUGUAGAACAAACUCCCCUGUGCAUACUUACACCAAUAUUUAAAGACUAUGAAAAAUAUCUUAAAGAAAUUCAAGAAGAAUAUCAAAUUAUAGGCAAAGAAAACAAGAAUGAUGACAAGUCUGACAACAGAAUGGAUGUUGCUAAAAUUGCAUCUACUAUGACAAAAACUAAUGUUACAGGGCCAACACUUUUUAAUAUGCCACAAAGUUCUACCUCCGUAUUUGCAUCACAAAAUAAUGGCACUUUAGGAGGAAACAAAUCAGCCUCAUUUUCUUUUGGAAUAAAUGCAUCAGCAACUAGUACUUCAAGUACAAUCACAACAAGUUCACUUGGAUUUAAAUUUGGUGUGACAACUGCAUCAAGCCAGUCCACCACAUCUAUAUCAUCUCCUUUUUCUUCAGGAACAACAUCAUCUUCUUUUUCUUUUGCUACUAACAUAAACACCGCUACUAAUGAAUCAUCAGCUCCAUUUUCGUUUGGAACUGGGAAACCUUUUAGCUUUAAUAAUAUCAAACAAAACACUGAAACAACUGAAGAGGCUACUAAAGAAGAUGAUGAUGACAGUCCCCCUAAAGUGGAAUAUACACCAGUCGUUGAGGAAAAUAGUAUUUAUGAUAAAAAGUGCAAGAUAUUUGUAAAGAAAGAAAAUAAUUUUGUUGACAAAGGUGUAGGAACACUAUAUAUAAAGAAAAUAGAAGAGACUGGCAAACAUCAGCUGUUGGUCCGAGCCAAUACAAAUUUGGGAACUAUUUUAGUUAAUUUAAUAUUAGUGGCAGGCAUACCUACGCAAAGGAUGGGGAAAAAUAAUGUCAUGAUGGUCUGCAUACCAACACCAGAAUCAAAACCCCCACCUACUCCAAUUUUAAUCAGAGUAAAGUCAUCUGAAGAAGCUGAUGAAUUGCUAGCAACUUUGGAAAAACACAAAACAUGA